Messenger RNA from Melitaea cinxia (Glanville fritillary), 1725 nucleotides. RefSeq names its product cytochrome P450 6B6-like. The transcript has 3 exons. The record is from RefSeq and is a predicted model, not a curated record. Bases 1 to 1674 code for a protein of 557 amino acids. Gene Ontology annotation, molecular function: heme binding; monooxygenase activity; oxidoreductase activity, acting on paired donors, with incorporation or reduction of molecular oxygen. NCBI's taxonomy places the organism in Eukaryota, Metazoa, Arthropoda, Insecta, Lepidoptera, Nymphalidae.
AUGAUAACUAUCGCUUUAUUUAUAAUUGCGAUUUGCGGUCUUUACUUCUACGGAAAAAGGAACCAUAACUAUUGGGAGUUGAAAGGUGUGAAACAUGAUAAGCCAUUGCCAUUAUUUGGAAACAAUGCGAGAAAUUAUUUUGUGCAAAUUAGCUUCUCGGAAAUGCUUAAUGAAUUUUAUUGGAAAUAUCCAAAUGAAAAUGUAGUGGGAUUUUAUCGAGCGUCUCGGCCAGAACUAAUAGUUCGUGAUCCGGAAAUAGUCAAAAAGAUACUUAUUUCGGAUUUUCAUUACUUUUAUCCGCGUGGUCUAAAUAACCACCAGGAUGACGUGGAACCUUUAUUACGUAAUCUUUUUUUUGCUGACGGAGACUUAUGGCGACUACUGCGACAGAGGAUGACGCCCGCCUUCACGAGCGGCAAGCUGAAGGCCAUGUUUCCGCUGAUCGUGGAGCGCGCAGAGAAGCUUCAAGCGCGCGCUCUGUCCGCCGCUACUACAGGGACAGAAAUCGACGCUCGCGAGCUCAUGGCUCGCUAUACAACGGACUUUAUAGGCGCCUGUGGCUUUGGACUUCAAACCGACUCACUUCAAGACGAGAAUUCUACUUUCAGAAAGCUUGGCGCUACUAUAUUUAAAAAAAGUCGCAAAGAUGUUAUAGUAUUUAUGUUAAAACAGAUAUUUCCCACUGUGUUUAAAAAUUUAAAAGUUCUUACUCGCGUGGAAAAACAAAUACUUCAUUUAUUGGACGAAGUUCUGAGACACAGGAAUUAUGAACCAUCAGGCAGAAAUGAUUUUAUAGAUCUCUUACUCGAGUGCAAGAAAAAAGGUACGAUAGUAGGUGAGUCUAUUGAAAGAACGAAACCAGACGGAAAGCCUGAAAUCGCGACGUUGGAGAUGGAUGUUGAAUUAAUGGCAGCACAAGUAUUUAUAUUCUUUGCGGCUGGAUUCGAGACGUCAUCCUCGGCGACUAGUACUACUCUCCACGAACUCGCUUACCACCCUGAAGUGCAGUCUAAAGUUCAUGAAGAGAUAGACAGAGUUUUAGCGAAGUACGAUAAUAAACUCAGCUAUGAUGCUAUUAAGGAGAUGACGUAUUUGGAGUGGGCAUUUAAAGAAGGAAUGAGAAUUUUCCCAUCACUAGGCUUUUUGAUUAGAGAAUGUGCACGGAAGUAUACUUUUGAGGAAAUGAAACUAACAGUAGACGAAGGAGUUAGAGUGUAUAUACCAGUACAAGCGAUGCAUAACGAUCCCAAAUAUUUCGAUAAUCCAAGUGAAUUUCGACCAGAAAGAUUUGAUCCAGCCAAUUUUGACGCAAAUAACAAAUACGUAUAUUUACCUUUUGGUGCUGGACCGCGUGCUUGCAUAGGGGAACGACUGGGACUGAUGCAGUCUUUAGCAGGGCUGGCAGCAAUAUUAGCGCAUUUUAGUGUUCGACCCGCACCUAGCACUAUUCGUCGUCCACUUGUUGAUCCUAAUUCGGGCAUUGUGCAAGCCGUGAAAGGAGGAGAAAGGCUGGGACUAAUGCAGUCAUUAGCAGGUCUUGCAGCUAUUUUGGCACGGUUUAGUGUUAAACCUGCACCUAGCACUAUUCGUCAUCCAGUAGUCGACCCCAAAUCUGGCAUUGUGCAAGCAGUUAAAGGAGGUCUACCGCUACUCUUUAUUGAAAGAAAGCCGUGAAAAUUAUUAUUCACAGUAGUAAUUUUACAAUAAUAAAUUUGUUAAGUUAAA